Mercurialis annua (annual mercury) is the source of this 978-nucleotide messenger RNA. RefSeq lists its product as uncharacterized. Bases 1 to 978 code for a protein of 325 amino acids. Gene Ontology annotation, molecular function: nucleic acid binding. Gene Ontology annotation, biological process: DNA integration. Lineage: Eukaryota; Viridiplantae; Streptophyta; Magnoliopsida; Malpighiales; Euphorbiaceae. The record is from RefSeq and is a predicted model, not a curated record. The transcript is spliced from 6 exons.
AUGGUGGAAAAGAUGGAGGUUUCUCCUCUAACUGCGGCAAUUCCUCCACACUCAUGUAAGACAAUUCCUCCUUCAUUGGGUUCCACCCAUGAUUUGAUGAAUCCUCCUCAUGCUCGCACUCCCCUUAAGAGGUUCACUAGUUUCAAUGACUUUCUAUAUUCGUUUGCUAAGCGCUACCAGACUAUUCAUGACCGUUCAAAGCAAGGCAUUUCUAAAUGGUCCAAGAAAAAUCUACUUCUAAGUGGUCCUAUGCUUCUUGUUAGUUAUGAAGCCCGAGUUUUUACUGAUCACCAGAUUUUGAAGUAUAUCUUUGAUCAACCCGAUGCUUUGAGUCGAAAGCCUUCAGAAAAUUUGGCUCAUAUUUCUGAGGUUGGUCGUAUGCCUAUAAUUCACGGAUGGCAUAAUAUUUUGGAUACAGAUCAUUGUUCUCAGAUUUCUCAGGGUGGCAACUUGUUAGCUCAUUUGCAUGUGCAACCUGUUUUCAUUGAUCAAAUUACAGUUUCACAAGUUCAAGAUCCACAAUUGAAACAAAUUAUGGAUGAGGUUCUUCAAAAUGGGAAUUCUGAUUUUGUGAAUGUUGAUGGGUUCUCAAAGGAAGCAUACAGGUCAACUUACAGUGUUCAUCCGAAUUCUACCAAGUUGCACCAUGAUUUUAAGGGUACGUAUUGGUGGAGCGGAAUGAAAAAGGACAUUGCAGCGUUUGUUUCUAAGUGUUUGACUUGCCUGCAGGGUAAUGAUUCUAUUUGGGUGAUAGUCGACAGUACGACCAAGUCAGCUCAUUUUCUUCCGAUUAAGAUUUCAUAUUUAGCUUCGAGAUUGGCACAAUUGUACAUCGAUAAGAUUGUCACCCUUCAUAUUGUACCAGUGUCGAUUGUUUCGGAUAGAGGUUCGCUUUUUACCUCUAGGUUUUGGAAGUCGUUACAUGAAUCUUUGGGUUCACGGUUGGAUUUUAGUACCACUUUUUCAUCUUUAGACUAA